Molecule: messenger RNA, 2580 nt
Organism: Hymenoscyphus albidus
Lineage: Eukaryota; Fungi; Ascomycota; Leotiomycetes; Helotiales; Helotiaceae
Source: the annotation of a GenBank genome assembly
GUCUUCUUCAUGAGGCGUGAUAGCAACGCCAGGAGACCGCGUGAGAGUAAUCACAACAACAGACAUGCACAGAAAUUCACCAACAAGCAAAGGGAAACCAACAUACGAAGUUCAUUCCUUACAGUCUUCAUCCACAAUAUAAUGCACUUCAUAUCAAAUAAUUGUUGUAUCUUAUUUCAUCGCCAGAUCAACUCUGUGUUUUGUUUUGGUCAUCGUUUAAAACCACCACCACUCAACUGUCUUGGACACUAUUAGUAACUAUUUUCUUUCUGUUACAGACUCGUUCUGAUUUAGGGUAUAGUGUUCUCACCGUAUUAUAGUAUGUAAGUCAUCAAAAACUGCAUGGUUUUCCACCACUACUCUAUGGGUAUCUCAAAAGGUCGUUGAAAUAAGGAAAUCAUACGGCCUUCAACCUGACGCCAACUUCGAGGCAACUCGUCCUCCUGAUUCUAUUCUCAGUCUCCGUCCCCAAACCUUCUUCCUCGCCUUUAACAACCACAUCAUCAAUAGUAGCCACACUCUUCGUCCGUAUCCUAACCACGAAUUCCUGUCCAUUUGCUUCAUUCUCCAGCCAUGCAGCGACACUGAGAAGCUUCGAAAUUGCUUUUCCAGUAGCUUGCAAUAUGACUUCCUCACCUUGCCCUCUCUUCUUAACAUUAUCCUCCACCUUCUUCAAGAAUUCCCCAUCAUUUUCGUUCAUUAACGCACGAAGCUCCUCAGUUUUGUCCUUUGCGUGUCCUCUAUUAUUUCCUUUGCGGUUAUUGUGUGCUUUUUGUUGAGAAGAAUUGGAUAUUCGGUUCUCGAUACCUGCGAGGUAGUGACGGACUCGUUUUAUGGUUGCGAUGAAAGAUGCAUUGGCUUUGACGUAGAUUACUUUGGGCGCAGUGGAGGAGGCCGAGUAUGGCGAUGAAAUGGAAGGAUGAAGGAGCGGUCUCUUGACUAUCUUGUGGGCUGUUUUUGUGUAUGUCAGAAGAGAAUGAUAGGUUUUUGGAGGGGUACAAACUUUCUGGUAGCCGGGGGAGCUUCUUGUGAUUGGGUUUCUCCGUGGCACUUGGGACCGUAUCAGACGGUUUUCCCGGGUUUGAAGUCGAUGGCGAGCCCAUAAUUGGUGCCACUGACUUAUACAGUCUCAAUCGUGGUGUUUUUGGAGAAAGGAUAUACAGUAUGUUGAAUCGUAGUCUGAUAAAUUUUGGCCGUGACGUUCGCGUCGGCAAAAUGCCGGCCCAAGCUACCCCAGAUUUUGGUAUGAUACGACAGGGCUAGCUUUAGCUAGGCCCUGCAGUGCUGGUGAGCUUAUCCCAACCUCGCACCAUCGGGACUUGCAGCAGACAACUGACACCAGAUACGUAUUAGCCUCUAUUACCUUCAUUAUGACAACGGCAGUAUUCCCGUAUAUCCAACCCGAUGAGCUCAAAAAGGCAGAAGUUGAAUCUACUGUAGGUACAUCCUAAAUCUUGCAUUUUCCCUGAGGACCCAUGAAAGAGCUUGACUAACAUACCACUAGGCUCGCGAACUAUCCUGGCUCCUGGAGAGUCUUCAAGAGAAACUUGCCGAAUUCAAGUCCGGGUUAGAAGAUUGCUAUGCGCUCCUUGCGCCGACCGAGGACCCUGAAUCUUCUACACUUGUGAUAUCGUCUUCGAAGAGCGAGCUUGUCAAGGGACAUGUUACUAGAGUUGGAACGAGGAUUGUCAAAGGAGUAAGUAGCAAAAGACGAUUGCAAACUGAAGGACCUCUUUUUCUGCAGAGCUAUCUGCUAAUAAUUGCAUCCAUAGUCUCUCCAUUUGAAACUCAAAACCCUUCCGCCCCUCCACCUCAAGCUCUUUGAAGAACACCCACUUGUCCUCCCCCAAUUGUCGCACCUGCGAACCCUCCUAAAUAGCGCCCUUGACUGCGUAGAUAUAACACGAUGGACGGGCGAUCGAAACUCAGCCCCAUUUAUAACCUCCCAGUUACACUUGCUCCACUCCAUUCUUCUCGAAGCUCAAGCUGUAUCCACAGCGCCCUCUCUUGUAGCCCCACGACCAGGAACCCCCAAUCCACUACCAGUUGCACCACGGACAAGCGGAGAGGCAGGAAAUGAAAACAACCCUCCAUGGUACGAAAGUAUAGUGGAUCCCCAAACCUUCACGCCUGCGCUACCCCCAACAUUAUCCCUCCAUCUUCUCCCUACUGCUUCAUCCCUCAUACUCACCAUACGAGUCCUUGAAACGACUGCUGCUCCACCUUCUGCUUUCAAUAAAUUUGCGCAUGCGAUAGGGGUUCAAAGACGUUUGGAACAUGAUGAAAUGGAUGGUUUGUUUAUGUGGAAGGGCGAGGAGGUACGGGUGAAAGAAAAGGUCAGAGUGGAGAGCGGAGGAGAUCCCGUUCUUUUGGUCCUGGGAGUAAAGCUCCAGAGUUUGGAAAAGGCAAUUGAAGCUAGCCGCUGUAACUUGAGACUUGUGCUUGGUCUGGAUGCAGAAGAUGAUGACUAAGAGGCCUUAGUUCUACUGAUAUAAGCAGUACUCGUUAGCGUACAAGCAUGUUGAUGACGAUGAAUCUAGAAAUCAUAUUGUCAUGUUAAUUUGCCAAUGCUGUAUCUAC